AUGACGCAGGCUCUUCCGCAGGAGAAGGCACCACUCUCCCCUUCUCGCUUGCAGAGACAGUCGAGCUCCACAAUGAAGAUCCGUGAGAGAGCCGCGACCAUCCGGAAGAGCUUUCAGCGACCGAAAUUCUGGGUGACGGGCUUUGGCUGGUGCUUGGCUGCAUGUGCGGGCGCUGCCAACACCAUUGCUUUCAAGUGCUGGAUGCUCUACGCAUCCCAUGUGACAGGCAGUACAUCCAACAUGGCCUUCCGGCUCGAGGGCUACCAACAAGGUGAGUACGGCUCUGAGUCGCUGAAGGAGGCCUGCUCUUUGGUCUUGUCCUUCCUGGUAGGGGCAUAUGCCUGUGGGGUCCUCAUCGACAAGAAUCAAGUGCACUUCAUGGGCAAGGCGUUUUAUGGCCUGGCCCUGGUGCUCAACUCCGCGCUCUUGAUCACGGCGGCAUUUAUCCCCGGUCGCCUGGUGCCAGCAUGCUUUGUGUCCGCGGCCUGUGGCUUGCAAAAUGCCAUGUGCACGUCGCACUUCGGC
This is a messenger RNA of Symbiodinium necroappetens, 525 nucleotides long. Lineage: Eukaryota; Dinophyceae; Suessiales; Symbiodiniaceae. The record is from the annotation of a GenBank genome assembly.